AUGUCGUACGUCGAGGAUGAGUACUACGACGAUGAGGAGUACUCUUCGGCGUACGAAGACGCGCAGUGGGCCCCGGUGUCCGGCGAGCUCGGGGGGCAACCCCACACAACCGCCGCAACGGAGAACAUCUGCACCACUUUGACCGUGAGCGAGGUCAUGGAGGAGCUGCGACGCGACGUAGAGAAAGCCAACGAGAUUCUCGGCCUCACUCCCGAGGCAGCGCUGCUCGUUCUGCGUCGCUAUGGUUGGAAAAUGGACGACGCCACCCUUGAGAACUAUUUGAAUGAUAUGGAGAACAUUAACAAGGAUUUGAGGAUCAUCGAGGUUGCUGGUAGUGGUACAGAUGGCGUCGCACUGGUCCAGAGCGAUACGGUUCUGGAGUGCCCUAUUUGCUGUGACGAUGUGCCGGUUGGAAAAGCGGUGGCCCUCGCAAGAUGUGGGCACUUUUUUUGUGUUGACUGCUUUACGACAAAUCUGCUCUGUGCCAUCAAGCAUUACCACGACCUUUUCAACAAGCGGUGUCCGAUGAAAGGGUGCUCCUGCAUAGUGGGGUUAAAUGUCUUUAAAGAACUUCUACAGCCGAAGGAGUACGGGCAGGUGCAGCGCCGCUUCCUCGGUGAGUAUCUUAGCAACAACACACACAUGCGCUGCUGCCCCAACGAGGUGUCCUGUGAGGGGGUGAUACGCGUCAACGCUCUACGGGAGUCUGGACCAGACGUGCGUUGCUGCAUGUGCGGUCUGGAGUUCUGCUUCAAGUGUCUGCAGUCUCCACACGCCCCGGCGACAUGUCAGAUGCUGAGGCGUUGGAUGGAUAUGGUGCGGGAAAACGAACCCUCGCUGGCACUUAUUCAACAAACGACGAAGGGUUGCCCAAAGUGCUCCGUCCGCGUUGAGAAAAAUAAAGGUUGUAACCACAUGACUUGCGUCCGCUGCCAGUACGAAUACUGCUGGAUCUGUCUGGGCCCGUGGUCAGAGCACAAUACUCAGUACUACAAGUGCGAUAAGCAGGUGAGUAAUGAUGAAGUGAAGAGUGGAAAGCAACUAUUCCUCGACUGCUAUGAGCGGUGGGACAAUCACAAGAGAAGCAUCAUGUUGGAGGCCAGGUCGCUUGAGGAAGGUUCAAAGGAUCUGCGAAGGCUCGCGCAGCGUAGGACAGAGUCACUGACGCUUGACAAGAGACUGAAUGUUCUUCUUGAAACACAGCAGGUUUUACGUGACUGUCGUGUGGUUCUGAUGAAUGGGUACAUUGCGCUGUUCUUUGGGGAAUUGGCGGAUACCUCCUUUCACUACCGCCUGCACCAACUGGAGCUGAGGACGGAAGAGACUAGCAGGCUCAUUGACGUCUCGCCUGAGCUUCUCGACGCGGAUGAGAUUCAAUGCCGUGUUGCUCAAGCAGCUCAUUGGUGCAAUGUUCUGCGGAAAGAAGGGUUUGAUUGA
This is a messenger RNA of Trypanosoma grayi, 1437 nucleotides long. RefSeq names its product RING finger protein. The record is from RefSeq and is a predicted model, not a curated record. The transcript has a single exon. Gene Ontology annotation, biological process: ubiquitin-dependent protein catabolic process; protein polyubiquitination; positive regulation of proteasomal ubiquitin-dependent protein catabolic process. NCBI's taxonomy places the organism in Eukaryota, Euglenozoa, Kinetoplastea, Trypanosomatida, Trypanosomatidae. Gene Ontology annotation, cellular component: cytoplasm; ubiquitin ligase complex. The coding region runs from base 1 to 1437 and encodes 478 amino acids. Gene Ontology annotation, molecular function: ubiquitin protein ligase activity; zinc ion binding; ubiquitin conjugating enzyme binding.